CUCGUGAAAAGACGUCUUGGACUCAAAAAGGAAUAUUAAUCAUCAGUGUUGUGACAUACAGUUACCUUAACAUUUGUUAUUAGGCUCUACAAAUAACCACUGACGAUUUUUUUAGUGUAGUUAAAGAUGUCUACUCCAGCUAGAAGGCGACUCAUGCGAGAUUUUAAGCGACUCCAGGAGGACCCUCCAGCCGGAGUCAGUGGAGCUCCUUCAGAGAACAACAUCAUGGUGUGGAACGCGGUUAUAUUCGGUCCAGAAGGAACGCCUUUUGAAGAUGGUACCUUCAAACUCACAGUUGAGUUCACAGAGGAAUAUCCAAACAAGCCCCCAACUGUGCGAUUUGUCUCGAAGAUGUUUCAUCCAAAUGUGUAUGCUGAUGGCAGUAUCUGCCUAGAUAUUCUUCAGAAUCGGUGGAGUCCAACUUAUGAUGUUUCUUCUAUUCUGACAUCAAUUCAAUCCCUUCUAGAUGAGCCAAAUCCCAACAGCCCCGCAAACAGCCAGGCAGCACAACUGUAUCAAGAAAACAAACGGGAAUAUGAGAAACGGGUGUCAGCGAUUGUAGAGCAGAGCUGGAGGGACAGUUGACCACAUUCUCUCUGAAAUGUUGUUUUCCUUUUGUUUGGGGAUAGUUUUUCAAAUCUCCAUUUUUAAGUUUUCAUGCACUUUACUCAUGCAAGAUUGUGAUUUUUGUAUUAUUUUACUCCCACAUUUUUGCCUGAUUUCCAACCCUCAUUAAGAUCAGUGAAAGUGGUUAAUAUGCCUGGCGAAUAACGCUUGAAUAAUUGUGCAUAUGGCGUGAACAUGCAGUGAUUUUUCUUUUUUGCUAAAUGCAUAAGCAUCUUUAAAAAAGCAUUAUGAUUGAGUCAAUCAAGGCAGUCUAAUCUGGAUUAUUGACUCGCUGAGAGACAUAAGUCAUAGUAGUGUUGAUGAAAAUGUUUUUGGUGCUUUGUCAAUUUUAAUAUCAUGGAUCAAUCUCACUCAAAAAGCAGUUAAAAGUGUACAUUUAAUUUGGGUUUUGCUUCCAUUCUUCUGGAUUAGCAUUCGUUAUGUUGAUUCAGCCAUAACUCUUCAUGGCUCUGCCAGAGGCAUGCUACCACACCAGUGGUGAUGAGCAUCUCUAGAUGCACUGGAAACACAUCUAAGACGUUGGUAGACAGGCAUGAGAGUUUAUAUAAAUUAUCAAAUUAUGUUGAAAGAAAAAAUAGCAAUAUGGUUUGGAGUAUAAAAUAUAUAUUUACUGGUGGGAAAAAAAAUUGAGAUUUGCUGGAAUAACAAAGUUCAAAAAUAUCCUCCCAAAUCCUACAGAGAUACACGUUAACUGCAGUUAUUUAAUGUUUUCGUGGCUUGCAUCACUAUUCCAAUCAGUCAAGUGAAAUAAUGUGUUCAGGUCUUUUUCCAAGCCCUUGAUCUUUACAGAUGUAUGCCCCGUUACAUGCAUGAAUGCCUGAGUGUGUCCUUGCCUCUAUUAAUCUCUUGUAUAUACAAAAACACAUCUGAAUUUUGUGUACAGAUUUUGCACUGGUUGGCAAUCUCAUUUUCCAGCACUUGUAAGAACUUAAUUAAAAGGUGAAACUACA
This is a messenger RNA of Carassius carassius (crucian carp), 1577 nucleotides long. RefSeq names its product ubiquitin conjugating enzyme E2 A, like (gene ube2al). The transcript is spliced from 6 exons. Lineage: Eukaryota; Metazoa; Chordata; Actinopteri; Cypriniformes; Cyprinidae. The record is from RefSeq and is a predicted model, not a curated record. Gene Ontology annotation, cellular component: HULC complex. Gene Ontology annotation, biological process: protein polyubiquitination; proteasome-mediated ubiquitin-dependent protein catabolic process; DNA repair. Gene Ontology annotation, molecular function: ubiquitin conjugating enzyme activity. Bases 127 to 585 code for a protein of 152 amino acids.